Messenger RNA from Octopus bimaculoides (California two-spot octopus), 601 nucleotides. Its product is annotated as cilia- and flagella-associated protein 221. Gene Ontology annotation, cellular component: 9+2 motile cilium. Lineage: Eukaryota; Metazoa; Mollusca; Cephalopoda; Octopoda; Octopodidae. Gene Ontology annotation, biological process: cilium movement; motile cilium assembly. The record is from RefSeq and is a predicted model, not a curated record.
CACACACACACACACACACACACACACAUUCUCUCACAAACUCGGAUACGUACAUAAAAACUUUCAUAAAGAAACUCGUCACUGUGGAAUUUUUUUGCAAUCAUUUUUGAAAAAAAUAUAUAUAUUUUCGUUAAAUGUCAUAUUAAUAUCGUCGUUUGGUCAGUUUAGAAACUUUAUAAGGUCAAUUAUGGCAACAGAAUUGGAUUGUACUGCGACGGGACAGAAUGGAAGUAACUUUUUGGAUACCUUCCAGUUAGUGGAAUCUCUGGAAGACCGGCCACCGGUACCUAACCACCUGUUAGACACCAAGAUUUUCCGGAAAACUGGUCAGGAGAGUAAAACAUUGUUAGCUGCUCCUGUUGAUGUUCACUUUGAGAUAGUCUGCUUGGAGAAAAAAUGUUCAAAACGUCUCAGUCUCAUGAACCUUACCCCAAAACUCAUCAGCAUUCAAAUUUUACCACCACAAACAAAGUACUUCAAAAUACACUAUGAGAAGUCCGGCCACUUAGGUCCUGGAACACAAAUGUCGUGUCAAGUGGAAUUUGUUCCAACGGAAUGGAGAUAUUACUAUGAUUGCAUCAGAAUUCAUUGUCUGAGAUGA